Messenger RNA from Paramuricea clavata, 453 nucleotides. Lineage: Eukaryota; Metazoa; Cnidaria; Anthozoa; Malacalcyonacea; Plexauridae. The record is from the annotation of a GenBank genome assembly.
GAAUUCAUCACAGCAUUGACUGUUGAUCAAAAGGGCAAAGUUCUACUGGAACUUUUGACCAAUGGAAAGGGUAGUCUAGAUUACGCCAAAAAUAUAGUGGAAUUCGGCGGAGUCCCCCCUGAAAUCCCAGAUAUAAGGCCACUGCCUACUGAUGAAGAAAACAAGUGUUGUGGUAAAAUCAGGUGUCUAACAUCAUAUGUAACAUUCAGAAACACCUGUACAGACAGAGAGGCUUUAGUCAUGGCCAUCAGAUCAAGGUGUGACAUUAGGGCUGAAGAACCAGAUUACUCAACAAACAGCUACAGAAAGGCUGCAUAUCGCCAGUACAUUCUCUGGCGAUACGAAAAACUGGGAAAGGGUAAUAGAAAGGUGUGUCCAUCAUGUGUAGUCUUGGCAAUCAGACUCAUAUAUCCUGCAAAUUAUGGGGUAUACAUGGGCUUAAAGAGAGCUUGA